Cuscuta europaea is the source of this 3947-nucleotide messenger RNA. The record is from the annotation of a GenBank genome assembly. Lineage: Eukaryota; Viridiplantae; Streptophyta; Magnoliopsida; Solanales; Convolvulaceae.
UACAACCCCAUAAUAAAACCCUUUCCUCCAGCCGUCCAGCGGCCGCAAGUCUUAACAGCAGAUGGACUUGAACUUCGCGUAGCUGACGAUAUCAUCAUUUCAUCGCCAUUAUCAUCCAAUCGACGCCGGGAAGUUUCGAUAGAGGGAAACCCGGGAUCAGGGUACAAUUACACAACAUGUAUAUUUACUCAGGCAAAAGAUAAAGAUACGGAGCUGGUUUUCGAGCAAAUCUUGGGAGCUUUUCCAAACCCUAGCACAGCCGGAGCACCGGCGCCUGGUCUCCGCUUUCCUUCAAUAAGUGCGAUAUUCCUCCUCCGGGAGGAGCAAACAGUGAGAGAAGAUGAGGAUUAUGAUAAAGGGUGGAGUAUGGAAGAACACGGAGGACGAGAUCCUCAAGGCUGCGGUCAUGAAGUACGGCAAGAACCAGUGGGCCCGUAUCUCCUCCCUUCUUGUUCGUAAGUCCGCCAAGCAGUGCAAAGCUCGUUGGUAUGAGUGGCUCGAUCCUUCCAUCAAAAAGACUGAGUGGACUAGAGAAGAAGAUGAGAAGCUGCUUCACCUUGCAAAGCUUAUGCCCACACAGUGGAGAACCAUUGCUCCUAUUGUGGGGCGUACACCAUCACAGUGCUUGGAACGCUAUGAGAAGCUCCUUGAUGCAGCGUGUGCCAAGGAUGAGAACUAUGAUGCUAAUGAUGAUCCAAGGAAACUGCGGCCAGGAGAGAUUGAUCCAAAUCCAGAAUCGAAGCCUGCUCGUCCUGAUCCUGUUGAUAUGGAUGAAGAUGAGAAAGAGAUGCUUUCUGAAGCACGUGCACGGCUUGCCAACACAAGAGGCAAGAAAGCCAAAAGGAAAGCCAGGGAGAAACAACUUGAAGAGGCUAGGAGGUUAGCGUCUUUACAAAAGAGGAGAGAGUUGAAGGCAGCUGGAAUUGAUGCUCGACAUCGAAAGAGAAAGAGGAGGGGCAUUGACUAUAAUGCUGAGAUUCCCUUUGAGAAGAAACCUCCUCCAGGUUUUUAUGACAUUGCUGAUGAAAACCGUCCAGUGGAACAACCUAAGUUCCCAACAACUAUUGAAGAACUUGAAGGUGAAAGACGAAUAGAUAAGGAGGCGCGUCUGAGAAAGCAGGAUAUUGCUAGGAAUAAGAUUGCUCAAAGGCAGGAUGCCCCAUCAGCCAUACUCCAUGCCAACAAGCUUAAUGAUCCAGAAACAGUGAGGAAGAGGACUAAACUGAAUCUUCCUGCUCCACAGAUUUCAGACCAAGAAUUGGAGGCGAUUGCUAAAAUUGGCAUUGCGAGUGACCUCAUUGGGAGCGAGGAACUCACAGAAGGGAAUGCUGCCACACGUGCCCUCGUUGCAAGUUAUGCCCAAACUCCAAGGCAGGGAAUGACUCCACUAAGAACACCACAAAGAACACCUGCAAACAAGCAGGAUGCUAUAAUGAUGGAAGCCGAAAACCAAAGAAGAUUGAGUCACUCCCAAACACCACUACUGGGAGGAGAGAACCCAAUGUUGCAUCCAUCGGAUUUUUCUGGUGUGACUCCUAAAAAAAGGGAGAUUCAUACGCCAAACCCCCUCUUGACUCCUUCAGCAACUCCAGGGGGGGCUGGUCUUACUCCUAGAACUGGCAUGACCCCUUCAAGGGAUGGAUAUUCUUUUGGCAUGACCCCUAAAGGGACUCCAAUGAGGGAUGAACUCCACAUUAAUGAAGAAAUGGAUAUGCAUGAUGGGACAAAAGUUGGGCGUUCAGAUUCCAGACAGGAAUUGCGUGCCGGUUUAAAAAGCCUACCACUUCCCAAGAAUGAAUACCAGAUUGUCAUGCAACCUCUUCCUGAAGAGAGUGAGGAACCGGAAGAGAAGGUUGAAGAGGAUAUGUCUGACAGGGUUGCAAGAGAGAAGGCUGAAGAAGAUGCAAGACAACAAGCAUUACUAAAGAAAAGGUCAAAAGUGUUGCAGAGGGGUCUCCCAAGACCACCUCCUGCUUCGUUGGAGCUAAUUAGGAAUUCUUUAAUAAGAUCUGAUGAAGAUAAGAGCUCCUUUGCUCCUCCUACAGCAAUUGAGCUGGCUGAUGAGAUGAUAAGAAAAGAGCUUCUAUCUUUGUUAGAGCAUGAUAACGUGAAGUACCCAGUUGAUGAGAAACCUGAUAAGGAGAAGAAAAAAGGAUCCAAAAGAAAAUCAGUUAUUGUGCCCAUUAUUGAUGAUUUUGAUGAAGAUGAGCUCAAAGAGGCUGAUACUUUGGUCAAGGAAGAGGCUCAAUUUCUGCGUAAGGCAAUGGGACAUGAGAGUGAAUCUCUUGAUGAAUUUGUUGAAGCACACAAAACAUGCUCAAGUGAUAUCAUGUAUUUCCCCACAAGGAAUGCAUAUGGUCUCUCCAGCGUUGCUGGAAACAUGGAGAAACUUAGUGCUCUACAAUCUGAAUUUGAGAGUGUCAAGAAGAGAAUGGAUGAUGACACUAAGAAGGCACAAAAACUUGAGCAAAAGGUUAAAGUUCUAACAAAUGGAUACCAGUUCCGAUCUGCAAAAAUAGGGUUGCAAAUAGAUGCAAUGUUCAAGCAAAUGGACACCGCGGGGACCGAACUUGAAUCUUUCAAAGUGUUGCAAAAGCAAGAGCAGAUUGCAGCAUCAAACAGAAUCAAUAACAUCUGGGAAGAAGUCCAGAAUCAGAAAGAGCUGGAGCGUACCCUACAGAAACGGUAUGGAGGCCUCUUAGCAGAGAAAGAAAGAAUUGAGCGUCUCAUGGAGGAACACAAAAAGCUAGAAGAAGCCCAGGCUGAAAAACAUGCUCUUCUUGAAAUGGCCAAUGCACAGGCUGAUGAUAAAAUCGUUGGUCCAGAGCCAAUGGCCUUAGUUGAGGAAGAAAACUCAAAUUGUGAAGAAACUCGAAGCGUGAAGAGGGGUGAUGGUGAUGGUGAUGGUGAUGGUGAUGGUGAUGCUCAGGAACAACUGAAAGGAAGCCCUAAAGCUGGAAUGGAUAUGGACAUGACAUCACCAGGAGGAGAUGAAAACCCAACCAGUGGCAAUGAUCACGGAGGAACUUCUUCAUCUGAUGAUUUUCAGUCCGUUAAACCUUCUGAUGUGGAGUCCUCAAUGCAUGUCGAGAAUGUAUCCCACAGCUUCGAAGAUGGCGGUGUUGACAUAUCUGGCAAAACGCAGUCUCCAAGUGAAGAUGAUAACCCAACUAGUGGAAAUAAUCAAUGUGAAGCUUCUGCAGCUGAUGUUUCUCAGAACAUUACACCUGCUGCUGAUGUGGACUCUGUGGAGAAUAUAAAAAAUGCACCCAGCAGCUCGAUAGAUGGCAUUGUCGAUGAUAAUAAGAAUCCAACUAAUGGUAGUGAUCUUGGUGAAGCUUCUUCAACUGGUGUUUCUUCAAUCGUUGAGGCCCAGGGCUCAUGAGCUUGCAGAUAUAUAUAUUUCCUGAUGAACACUUGUGCUUGUUGGGAAACAUAUAUGAGAUGCGUUGAUGGGUGUUGGUGACUUGGGGUUCCUUUAUCCUAAAAGGCUAAAAGUGUACUGCAAUUAUGUAUGUUUGGCUCAAAGCACUGAAUUCUUUAGCUGUUGUUAUACAUGUUGAGAUUUUUGGCGGAGGCAGACUAUUUUUUGGACUAUAUAAGCAUUGGAUAUCAUGCGAGAGAACCUUACCCUUCUUUUCCCCGACCUUUUGUAGGCACAAAACAUUCACUAUCUACAGAAUGAGACAAAGUUUCAUGUCUGUCAGCUUGAAACUUGACGGUACGGUUGCCAGGUUGGUGUGCAAUAAACGCACAAAUUCGUAUGUUUAAUACACGUGUGCUGAGAAUCUGAGAUGAAUUGAAUUAUUGAAUAGAUUGAAUGGUUGAAUCAUUCAACAAGCUUAAUCCUCUAAGUGCGUUUUAUAUGUACUAGUAAACUCACUCGUGCGAUGCACGGUCGGAAAAUUUUUCUUUCAAAUUUUUUUGUGCUCAUUAAUUCAAAUACA